ACCAGCACCUCACUCCUCAGAUCACCAAGAGCUCCAGUACAGUACAGCCAUGGUGAUGUUGUCCUUCCUCGUGGUGGCAGCAGCUGUGGUGGCCCCAGCCCUGUGCAACCCUCUGCGCCAGGAUCCUCCCCGCUACCGGUGCAAUGAUGACUAUGUCCUGCUGGAAGAGACCUGCUUCCGGGUGAUGAACAGGUCUGGAACAUGGUUUGAAGGCCAGGAUGCCUGUAAUGAAGAAGGAGCAACACUGGCCACCAUCUCUAGUGACUUCCAACAAGAUGCUCUCGCUGAAAUACUCACUGACAGUGUCUGGAUUGGCUACAAUGACCUGAAGGAUGACCAUACAUAUGGCUGGGCUGAUGGCAAUGACAACAAUUACACCAGAUGGGAUGACGGUGAACCAAACAACUCUGGAGCCAUUCUCUGGAUCUUUGGGGACCGGGAGGACUGUGUGGAGAUGCGGAAGAAGAAAGGGUACCGGUGGAAUGACGAGCAGUGUGAUGAGACCAGAGGAUUCCUGUGCAGCACUCCAGCUGAGCUUAUCACCACCACCACCACUACGACCACCACCACCACCACCCCCGCCCCUGAGUGUGAAGAAGACUGGACAAUGUUUGAGAUGUCCUGCUACCAAGUGAGUGAGGAUGAGGCCACCUGGGAGGAUGCCAAAGGUCUGUGCGAAAACGACGGUGCCUUCCUCGCUUCCAUCACCACUGAGGACGAGCAGAACUUUGUGGCAGGAAUGCUUCAGCAGAGUACUUGGAUUGGCCUCAAUGACCUGGAGGAUCCUGGAAACUACACCUGGGAUGACUGCACUGAAUUCAUCUACAGCAACUGGGGAGAGAAUGAACCCAACAACUUCUACUCCAUUGGUGGUUUCCUGACAGCAAGUGAGGAUUGUGUGGAGAUGAGGGAGCAGUUUGGCUAUCAGUGGAAUGACAAGAGGUGCAGCACAAAGAAUGCAUACAUCUGCGAGAAGCCGCCUCAGUAAGAUUCUGCCCUGAUCCUUGCCUGCCUCUUCUAUGGCUAUGCUGGAAUAACACCCACACGUUCCUUGGAUUUUGCACCUCAGAGCCACCAGCAACUAUAUAUCCAGCCUCUUCAAUGCACCUUCAACACCUGAGAGGAUAUACUGAGCUGGAGCAACAUUCAAGACCUCUUUGGCCUUCUCAUCUCAGUCAUCACCAAUUUGCUGUUUAUACCAAUCUAUACCAAUCUCUUCAUUCCAAAACGUAACAGAAUGCACUAUGCUUCUUCCAGGCUUUACUGUCAAGACUAUUCAAACAGCACUGUGUUAAAUUCACAGGUGUAAUCUCUGCAUUUUGUCUCUUCUAGUAUCACUUUGCAUGAUCUACUGACAGCAUAUCAAUUUUUUUCUUCCUCUGCGAAAGCUUGCUUAUAUGUCGAUGCAGGAAGGCUGGUAGCAGUUUCUCAUAAGUACUAAUGUGAUUUCAUUCUCCCUGGCAAUAAGCAGGUCCUCAAGACACAAUUUGGUCAUCAAGACAUGUAUAAUCCUUAGUCUGUGGCUUGAGAACUACUGCCAUUGAUAAAGUUUUUUGUUCAGCAAAUAAAAAUAAAACUCAA
Molecule: messenger RNA, 1581 nt
Organism: Portunus trituberculatus (swimming crab)
Lineage: Eukaryota; Metazoa; Arthropoda; Malacostraca; Decapoda; Portunidae
Product: C-type mannose receptor 2-like
Exons: 7
Coding region: 50-988 (312 amino acids)
Source: RefSeq, a predicted model, not a curated record